This is a messenger RNA of Megachile rotundata (alfalfa leafcutting bee), 606 nucleotides long. RefSeq names its product myb-like protein W. NCBI's taxonomy places the organism in Eukaryota, Metazoa, Arthropoda, Insecta, Hymenoptera, Megachilidae. The record is from RefSeq and is a predicted model, not a curated record.
AUGGACAGCAACAAUAAGAACAAUAACAAGAACGACAACGAUGACGACAGUAAAGACAGCAACAACAACAAAAUCAACAACAAGAUCACCGACAACAGUAAGAGCAACUGCAACAACUACAUGAAUAACAGCAACAACAACAAGAAACAACAACAACAACAACAAUAUCAACAACAACAAGAAUAUGAAGAACAACAAACACAACACAACAACAACAAUAAUAUCAACAACAGUCAAAACAGCAGCCACAACAACAGAAGCAGCAAAAACAACAGUAACAACAACAACAGCAAGAACAACAGUAACAACAACAACAACAAGAUAAACAACAAAAACAACAAGGAACGCAACAACAACAAAAUACUAGAACAACAAGAAGAAUUGAGAACAACAACAACAGCCAUGUUAUCAAUGACAAUAACCACAACAAUGACAACAACAACAAUAAUGUCGACAACAAUGAUAAUAAUAGCAAUAAACUACGACCCUUUGUCAGAGAAUCAAACUUUCUUAAAAUGGGUCAAAACUCCUAGAAAAAUUGUCAAAAGUACCGAAAAGUGGUUAACAGAGGGUCUGGACAUGGAGAGCCACAGCGAGCUAAAGUGA